Molecule: messenger RNA, 890 nt
Organism: Pogonomyrmex barbatus (red harvester ant)
Lineage: Eukaryota; Metazoa; Arthropoda; Insecta; Hymenoptera; Formicidae
Gene: EMC6
Product: ER membrane protein complex subunit 6
Biological process (GO): protein folding in endoplasmic reticulum; autophagosome assembly
Cellular component (GO): endoplasmic reticulum; EMC complex; membrane
Source: RefSeq, a predicted model, not a curated record
CGCCAUCGGUUCUUCGAGUGCGCAAGAACUGACGUGUGCUUGACAGAAGCAGCUGAUCGGAGCAUCAUACAAUUUAAUAUAUUCAUUCCUUUAUUUCUUCGCUGUUAGGUUAAUAUCUCGCUAAUUGAUAAAGUAAUGUUGGGAAAAAUUAAAACGAAGCUGGAGAAAAGCGGCGAGAUCAUCGCAUAUAGCGAGACGGCAGUUGCAAACAAUGCUGCGGUCGUAGAAUAUUGUAAGAUUUCAAUGGCAGCUUUAUCGGGCGGUACAGCUGGUUUGCUGGGAUUGACUGGCUUGUACGGAUUCGGAUUUUAUGUCUUCGCAGUUUUUGGACUAUGGGCAAUGCUGUUGAUGAAAGCUGGAGGCCAAUGGAGAAAAUAUUUCAUCAGCAGGCGACAUCUCUUAACCAGCGGAUUCUUUGGAGGGCUUUGCACAUAUGUAUUGUUUUGGACAUUUUUAUAUGGAAUGGUUCACGUCUAUUGAGCAGGCGAAUUUGCAGCGAUUGUGACAUUACGCAAUUAUUUAAAUACAUAAUGUUGCAUUAUUAACUUAAGUCAAUCAUUGUAUUUAUAUUAUUUAAGCUUUUCGGAUACUGACCAAAUAAACAGCGAAACGUUCACGUGAUGUACAAGUAUAUCGAUAUGUAUAUAGAAUACACUUUUCAUUAAAAUGAUCGCGCCAUUUAUUAUCCAGUAUUUGAAUGUCAAAGUAGACAAUAUAAGAACCAAUGCAAUAAAGAUAUUAGGAGCCACAUUUUUUAUUGGAUGUCUGAUAUAUAUAUUUGCAUAAUAAAUUAUUAAUUAUUGAAUUAUAAUUAUUUGAUGAAGAUUACUGGUAAUCAUAUACAUAUAUCUAUACAUGCAACGCCUGUGAACACAUUCGUAAAUAGUUAU